AUGUUUGUCGCCAGUCAAGUGUUUGUGAUACACCCCACGGACUCGUGGUGGCUACUAGCUAGCAGCUCUUUUCUAUCUCGAUCCCAUCAAGUGCCACUUGAAGCUUUCAAGGGCUUGUGGUACACAACUGCAAUUCCCACCUACGGAAACACUCGAUUCGCUAAUAGAACAACAAGUGACAUCUUCAUAACCGGGUUUGGCUCAUCGUCAUCCGCAACGGAACGUUCCACCCAGCCUGGUUUCCAGACCUCGAAGGGACCCCCACGUUGGAGGAAGCAGAACACUUGCUUGCCCUUCCCUAUCCAAGACUUCCCCGCUGCCGCUUGUCCGGCUGACCUUCAUCGCCAUCCCACUCUGGCCAACCCCGCGAUGUCUAACCAUACCUCAGCAGAGCACAUAGAGGACUACUCCAGGAGCUACAGCCCUGGACAGAGAAGACAGUCCUCAUGUGACAAGUACUACGAUGACGACGACUCGUCCGUCACCAAUUCCAAUUACACCACAUCCACUGCACCCUCAAGACGAUCGUCCACGGACCUCACCGUCCCAACUCGCGCUCCUGACCAUUCCCCUUGGGUAGGAAUCAACGAGCCCUCCGGCCCCGAGCCAGACUCCCACGAACUAUGGUGCGAGUUCUGCGGCAUUCUAAACUGCGACGAAGAAUUUCACAUCGGUGAAGAGAACCUCUGGAUCGACCACCACCUGCACCACCUGAGCCACCAAUUGCCCAGCAAGUUGGUCUGCUGGUUCUGCAACGACUACGACUUCACCGUCGAUGAGCGCGCCGACAGAGCCGAGCGCCAGCAGAACUUUCUCCGACGCAUGUGGCACAUCCGCGAGCACAUCUUUGACGACCCUCGCCUGACUUGGGAGAGAAUGCGGCCGGAUUUCUUCAUGGCCGCGCACUUGUACCGCCUUGGCAAGAUUGGAGAUGAGGUGUACGAGGAUAUCAGAAACUACACGGAGCUGCCGCCGCAGUUAAGGAUCCCCGGCACGCCCGGGUCGGUGUCAUAUGAUAGGUACCACCAACAUGGCCAAAGCCAGAGUCGGCAAAGCGGACCACUUGGCCCGCUGACUCCGCCGGAUAAUGAUGAUGGGUGGUACCGAUCGCCUCAGGAGUUGAGGCGUCAAGAGCGCAGGAGACGGAGGCCGGAACGUCACCGCCCUUGA
Molecule: messenger RNA, 1170 nt
Organism: Neurospora hispaniola
Lineage: Eukaryota; Fungi; Ascomycota; Sordariomycetes; Sordariales; Sordariaceae
Exons: 4
Coding region: 1-1170 (389 amino acids)
Source: RefSeq, a predicted model, not a curated record